Messenger RNA from Grammomys surdaster, 714 nucleotides. Its product is annotated as prolactin-8A6-like. The transcript is spliced from 6 exons. Gene Ontology annotation, cellular component: extracellular region. The coding region runs from base 1 to 714 and encodes 237 amino acids. The record is from RefSeq and is a predicted model, not a curated record. Gene Ontology annotation, biological process: positive regulation of cell population proliferation; positive regulation of lactation; response to nutrient levels. NCBI's taxonomy places the organism in Eukaryota, Metazoa, Chordata, Mammalia, Rodentia, Muridae. Gene Ontology annotation, molecular function: hormone activity; prolactin receptor binding.
AUGCCACUGAGUCAACCUCACUUCUCUGGGGCACUCCUGGUGCUGGUGGUCUCAAACUUGUUGCUGUGGGAAAAAGUUGCAUCAAUUCCUGCAUGUAUGGCAGAAGAGGGUGGCUGCUGGAACCCCCUUGUGGAAACAUUUAACAGUGCCAUCCAGAGAGCUGAAACUGUCCACAAUCUUGCUGACCAAUUAUACGUAGAACUUCACUACAACAAAUUCUCAUCUGGACAAUUUGCAUCUUUUAGUUCACAACUGAUUAGGGAGGACGAGACUGUUGUGAGAGCUGGAACUCACUGUCAUUCACAUAAAACCCCAAAUAGGGGAACUGAACACGUAACUAUUGAAAUAGUACCAUUUUUAAAAACUUUGAUCAAGUUUGUGGGUUCCUGGAUCAGCCCUCUCUACCAUCUAGUGCUUGAACUGAGUGCCAUGCAAGAUGUCCCUGAAACUAUACUCUCAAAAGUCAAGGAGAUUGAAGAGAACAACAGACAAAUCCUGGAUGACCUUAGGUGGAUUCUAACCAAGGUGUCUCCUACAGCAGAGAUGGAGGAAAAUUUUCCUACCUGGGAGUAUCUUUCGUUCUUAAAAUCAAGUAGCAAAAAUAAUAAAUUUUUGGCAAUGUUUAACCUUUCCUACUGCCUACAAUAUGAUACAAAGUACAUUCUACUUCAGAUUAAAAUAUUGAAGUGUUUCACAACUGGGAAAGACUGCUAA